CUCAUUCCCUUACCCCAUCUCUCUCUCUCUCUUUCUCUCUGUCUCUCCCUGCUCUUCUCUUUUCUCUCUUUGCUGCUGCCUGCCUUCCUGCCCGUCCUUGUAGUUUUACAGAGAGGCUUUGCCUUCCUGUGAAAGAAGAAUCCACAUUGGCUUUUGAUGAUUUUAAGAGGAAAAUUCUAGUCUCAACGAGAUAAUUUGGUCACAACAAUUCAAGUCGGCAGCCAUGCUUCGAGAGAUGCAGGAGGUUGGCUCGCAUGCCAUGGAUAUCUACAACUACCUCUUGGCAGGAAUCGAUCCACGGCUGAAGGAAUAUCCACUGAUGCAGACUCCUCUUCCCAUGUCUGCUAUAUUGCUGUCUUACCUCUUCUUUGUAAUGUACUUUGGACCGCGCAUGAUGGCCAAUCGCAAGCCCUUCCAGCUUAAGGAAGCUAUGAUAGUCUACAACUUCACGCUAGUGGCACUGUCAAUAAUCAUCGUCUACGAAUUCCUGAUGUCUGGUUGGACCACAACAUAUACCUGGCGAUGUGACCCAGUCGAUACGUCCGACAGUCCUGAAGCACUUCGGAUGGUCCGAGUGGCCUGGCUCUUCUGGUUCUCCAAGAUUAUUGAGCUCAUCGACACGGUCUUCUUUGUGUUGCGGAAAAAGCACGGGCAGGUGACCUUCCUGCACAUCUUCCACCACUCCUUCAUGCCCUGGACCUGGUGGUGGGGAAUUGUCUAUGCUCCUGGUGGAAUGGGAUCUUUCCAUGCCAUGGUGAAUUCCACCGUCCACAUCAUCAUGUAUUUCUACUACGGCCUUUCUGCUGCUGGACCACGCUUCCAGAAGUUUUUGUGGUGGAAGAAGUACAUGACUGCCAUCCAGCUGAUCCAGUUUGUCCUGGUAUCUCUCCACGCUACCCAGUAUUACUUCAUGGACAGCUGCGACUACCAGUUUCCCAUGAUCCUCCACCUCAUCUGGAUAUACGGAACCUUCUUCUUCGUGCUCUUCUCCAACUUCUGGAUCCAGGCUUACGUGAAGGGCAAGCGCUUGCCGAAACAGGAUGUUAAUCAGUGUCAGAACGGCACAGCUGUCUAUAGCAACGGCAAGCACCACGAGAACGGCAUCAACCACGGCGCCAGCAACGGCUCCGCUCGCCAAGAGAACGGAAGCAGCAGUCAUUUGAGCAAGAUGAAGAAAGCUUAGGACCUCUGGAAGGAAACACCCAAGAAGUAUGACCAAGUGAACCUAUUAAAACUACUACGGAUUCCAAAGAUAGUUUUGGAUGUGUUUCUUUUCCUGCUAUUAGAUUUAAACACAACAAAUGGGGAAAUGACGUUGUCAAUGAUUUCCACAGUUUGGCUCCAAAAAUGUUUUGGUUGGAAAACAAUUUAUGGAACAAAAAUGUAUGAAGAGAAGAUGUUUUGACCAAAAUAUUAUCUUCACUGAUGUGGCAACAACCUCCUAGUUGCGUAUCGCUCGUGUGGCCUUUCACCCACCUGCCUUCACUACUUCUCUGACCCCCACAUCGCACUGACCUCCCCCUGUUGACAGAUAACUGUACAGUUUCUAUCAAACUUGAAAAUACUUUUUGUAAAUAGUUUUACAGCAAAAAAACAAACUAAUUUGUAUUGGUUUAGACUUUCUAAAUUUUGUUAUAUUGUGUAUUUAAAAAUUAAAUGCCAAUAAACUCAAUUUUGA
Anoplopoma fimbria (sablefish) is the source of this 1678-nucleotide messenger RNA. It is a transcript of the gene elovl1b, whose product is annotated as ELOVL fatty acid elongase 1b. Gene Ontology annotation, cellular component: endoplasmic reticulum; endoplasmic reticulum membrane. The record is from RefSeq and is a predicted model, not a curated record. Gene Ontology annotation, molecular function: fatty acid elongase activity. NCBI's taxonomy places the organism in Eukaryota, Metazoa, Chordata, Actinopteri, Perciformes, Anoplopomatidae. Gene Ontology annotation, biological process: very long-chain fatty acid biosynthetic process; fatty acid elongation, saturated fatty acid; fatty acid elongation, polyunsaturated fatty acid. The coding region runs from base 224 to 1183 and encodes 319 amino acids. The transcript is spliced from 8 exons.